AUGCGCCAAUUUGUUGAGACGAUGUGUAAUGGUGAGUUCUUUAACAAAGAACCAGAAGAAGCAUUUGAGUAUUUCGAUUAUUUGUCUGAAAAUGCACAGUCUUGGGACACUGCUGAUAGUAUUAAUAGACAUGAGACUUCAAGACAUGUUGGUGGGGGUGGGAAAUAUACCUUAAGAGAUGAGGACGAUUUGCAAGCUAGGUUAUCUUUAAUUUCAAAGAAAUUAGAGACUAUUGAGUUGAAAAAAGUGAAUGAGGUGCAAGUUGUACCAAGAGUGGCAGAAAAAUGUGGCAUUUGUGAAGAUCAAGGACAUUCCACAAAUGAGUGUCCUACAAUUCCUGCAUUUAAAGAAGUUUUAUUAGAUCAAACUCACAAUGUUAACAUGGUUUCUAAACCUUUUUCAGGGCCAUACUCGAACACUUCCAAUGCUAGAUGGAGGAAUCAUCCAAACUUCAGUUGGAGAGGUGAGCACAGCAAUGUUCUUGCUGCACCUACAGCAGGACCAGCAAAUUUUGCAGCAUAUGGAGCUCAUCCUGGUCCAUCUUAUGUUCCCCAUCCAAGUCAAAGUUCACAAUUCAGUACACAACCAGCUCAAGCACCUAAAAAGGGACUUGAAGAUACAGUCCAGCAGUUGAGUGUGAUACUUCAACAAUUCAUGCAAGGUCAAGCAACACUCAACAACCAGAAUUCAUUAGCAAUUAAUGACAUAAGGACUUCCAUCACAAGGCUGACUACAUCUUUAUAUACUCAAGAGAAGGGUAAAUUUCCUGCACAAUCACAACCAAAUCCACAAGGGCAACCUCAUCAAGUGCAAGCUAUAAAUGAAGAUCCUAACUUAAAGUUAGUCAAAGCAGUGACUACUUUAAGAAGCAGUAAGGUGGUGGAUAUUCCAGCACAUGAGCCAUACAAUUCUGGUAAGGUUUCUAACCCUUCCAAAAAAGAUGGAAAGCAUGUGUCUGAUGAGCAUGAGAAAAUUGAUUGUCCUAUACCUGCUCCUUUUCCUCAGCAAUUAGUUUCAUUGCAUAAAGAUAAGCAUCAUGCUGAAAUUCUUGAGAGUAAUACACCACCUAAAUACAAGGAUCCUGGAGCACCUACAAUUGCUUAUGUGAUAGGAAAUUCAAAAAUUGGUCAUGCUUUGUUGGAUCUUGGUUCAAGUGUCAACUUUUUGCCUUAUACUGUGUAUGAACAACUUGGUUUAGGUGAACUGAAAUCCACACCUAUCAUUUGGCAACUUGCUAAUAGAUCUAUAAAAAUGCCUAGGGGUAUAGUUGAUGAUGUUUUGGUACAAGUUGAUAAAUUUUACUAUCCUGUGGGUUUUGUGGUGCUUGAUAUGAAAUUGUCAUCUCUAUCUACUUUCCAAGCCCCUAUAAUUCUUGGUAGACCAUUUCUUGCUACAUCUAAUGCAUUAAUCAAUUGUAGAAGUAGAAUUUUGAAAUUGAGUUUUGGAAACAUGACAUUGGAGCUGAAUAUCUUUAAUACUUGUAGGCAACCUUGGAAUUUAGAAGAAGUUCAGGAAGUUAAUUUGCUGGAAAACAUCCUUGAUGAGGAUUUUUACUUGAAUCUCCCUUCCACUGAUUUACAAUUGUCAUUAGAAGGUGUUCUAAGUGAUUUAAAUAUAUUUGAUGACACUUCUAAUGUCUCUUUUGCAGGAAUUGGACAUUGUGUGCUUUGGCAACCAAAGUUUGAAGAGUUGCCACCUUUGACAACACCUAUAAAGCCAUCUUCAGAUGUGAUUCUAGAUAUGGACCUCAAACCUCUUCCAACUGGACUUAAAUAUAUUUUUUUGGGACUCGACAACACUUUUCCUGUGGUAAUCUAUUCUACACUCACUCUUACUCAAGAAGAAAAAUUGAUAGAAGUGUUGAAAAAGCAUAAGGGGCAAUUGGGUGGACAAUAA
Messenger RNA from Juglans regia (Persian walnut), 1896 nucleotides. RefSeq lists its product as uncharacterized. NCBI's taxonomy places the organism in Eukaryota, Viridiplantae, Streptophyta, Magnoliopsida, Fagales, Juglandaceae. The transcript is spliced from 2 exons. The record is from RefSeq and is a predicted model, not a curated record. Bases 1 to 1896 code for a protein of 631 amino acids.